UUAGUUUCUGUUAGCCGCUCAGGAUCUCGUGGUCACAGGAUGGAAAGGAGAAGGCGCCAAAGCUCUCUUCCCUACAGAAGGAGUGAGGCCAAGUACGCUGCCCGGGUGUCCGGCUUCAGCGUUGGGACAGUAACCCCAAUAUCAGGGACAGGCCCUUCGCUCGCCGGUCCAGCCCCUCUCCGGGCACGGAGUCCGAUGGCGGCGACCACGCUGAGGCGCGUGGCUGAGGUUCUUAUGACCUUUGGGGAUAUAGCCGUGUACUUCUCCAGGAAGGAAUGGCUCCUCCUGAAUGAGGCUCAGAGACGCCUGUACCUCGAUGUGAUGCUGGAGAACUAUGCUCUUAUAUCAUCUCUGGGUUGCUGCUGUGGAGCAGAGGAUGUGGAGGCACCCAGUGAACAAAAUAUUACUGUAAGAGUCUCAAAGGCUGUGAAUCUUAAGUCAGCACACUCUUCCCAGAAGAGCCACCCCUGUGAGAGUUGUGGGCGUGUCUUGAGAAAUAUUUUCUUCUUGGUUGACCAACAGGGCCCAACACUCCUGAGGUGUGGGGCGUGUGCAAAACCAUUUUAUUUCAGUGCGCAGACUCACCAGCAGGGCACAACACAGAAUGGUUUCAUAGGAAGUGUGGACAGAGUCUCACUUGAAAACAGCUGCAAGUUCUAUGUGCCCAGGGAGCCUUCUAGCUCUAGUCAGGUCGGAAAAUGCUUGCUCGUCAGUUCCGGGCACCGUGAGCAACUGGCUGCUUGGUCCAUGUCUAGGAGAAACAAAAUCUCUAAGUUUGGAAUGACUUUUAACACUACAAAAUAUUACAUACCAAGGCAAAGCAAGAAGACCAUUGGUGGUGAUGACAAACUUGAGAACCAGAGAUUCCUUACUAGAAGAAAGUGUUUUUUGUGUUGUGAAUGUGGGAAGUCUUUUAUCAGAAUUUCUGCCUUCCGUGCUCAUCAGAGACUUCACACUAGAGAAAGGGUUUAUAAAUGUGGUGAAUGUGGGAAAUCAUUUACACAAAAUAUCAUCCUCCGUCGUCAUCAGAAAGUUCACACUGGAGAAAGCCUUUAUGAGUGCGGUCAGUGCAGAAAAUCUUUUACCCAUAGUAGUUCCCUCCGUCUUCACCACAGAGUUCACAGUAAAGACAGGGCUUAUGAGUGCAGUCAGUGUGGAAGAUCUUUUCCUAGUAGGUAUGCUUUUCAUUGUCAUCAGCGAGUUCACACUGGAGAAAAACCUUACGAGUGCAGUGAAUGUAAGAAGUGUUUUAGACAGAGCUCCACCCUUAUUCAACACUACAGAGUUCAUUCUGGAGAAAAACUGUUUUAGGAAACUUACGAGUAGCUCUGCCUUUUGUCAUUGAAGUGUUUACACUGGAUAGAGGCUUUUUGAGUGUGGUAAAGUUCAGAAAUCUUUCACCAGUGAUUCUGCUGGUAUUAUCAGAGUUCACAAAGGAGAGAGGCUUUAUGAGUGCUCAGAAUGUAGGAUAUCUUGUAGCUGUAGCAAUCCACCCAUAUUAAUAUCAAACAGUUCACUGAAAAGAAAGGCCUUAUGAGUACAGUGACUGAAGAUUAUCUGUCACGAUAACUUCCAUUGUCAUCUGCUAGUUCACACAGGAGAAUGGUCUUUUGGCUGCAGUGACUGGGAAGUCUUAUAUCAGUAAUUUCCAUUAUAUCAGUUUACACUGUAGAAAUGCCUGUUGGGCGCUGUGAAUAUGGGGAAUCAUGGCUACUGGUAAGAUUCCCCAUAUUCUCAGUGAUUGAAUUCACAAUUCACAAUGAUUGAGUUUUUAUAAGUUAAGUAACUUUGGAAAAUCUUUUGUUGUUUUGUUGUAUUUUUGAGAGUUCACAGAGGUGAAAGAUUUUAUAUAUAUAUGCAAUGUGAUAACUUUUUCUUAUAACACUGAGCUCCUUUAUUCAGAGAUUCCACUCUGAGGAAGAGCCUUAUGAGUACAGUGAAUGUUGAAAAUGCUUUUUCUAUCCUUUUUACUUAUCAUCAGAGACGUCACACAGGAUAUAGGCCUUACGGGCACAUCAAAUUUAAAUAUUUUAUGUCAGAGUCAUAGUCACUUUGAUCACAGUUCAAACUGGUGAAAGGCUUCACAUGUAAAGUGAACUUGGAAAAUCUGUAGCAAUAAAUUUCUACCCCUCAAACGUUGAAGUGUUCUCACUAUGUAAAUGGUUAUAUUUUGGGAAAUGUGUUUUGUUUUUUUUUCCCAGUGCAGUGACACUGAAGAGAACUUUCUGAGGAAACCUCUGAAUUUAAUUUUAUAUGUUCACAGUGUGGACAUGUCUCAGAUUUUAAUGUUUAAAUUCUGAAGAACCUAACAAAGUAAGAACUAAACCAGUUGUGACUUUAUACAUUCUUACUCAUAGUGUAUGGUGGUGGUUUCUCCCCGUAUAAAAAUCUUGAGUGUUUUAUAUUUAUCAGUUCUAGCUCUUUUUAUAUGUUCAUCAUGCUCUCUCUGUUGUUUUAGUUGCAUUUCUCUGAGGAUUUAUAAUGAGCAUUUUUGUAGUUGUAUAUGCACUACUGAUUUGUUUUUAGUAUAUUGUGUGCUCACAUAAUUUACCUAUUGUAUUCAUUUCAGCUCACUCCUGUAACAGGAUAUAAAACAGUAAAGAUCUGUGUUACAAUGUU
Artibeus jamaicensis (Jamaican fruit-eating bat) is the source of this 2619-nucleotide messenger RNA. RefSeq names its product zinc finger protein 211-like. The record is from RefSeq and is a predicted model, not a curated record. The transcript is spliced from 3 exons. Gene Ontology annotation, molecular function: DNA-binding transcription repressor activity, RNA polymerase II-specific. The coding region runs from base 40 to 1311 and encodes 423 amino acids. Gene Ontology annotation, biological process: negative regulation of transcription by RNA polymerase II. NCBI's taxonomy places the organism in Eukaryota, Metazoa, Chordata, Mammalia, Chiroptera, Phyllostomidae.